AUGUCGCCUCCAGACCCCGCCGCCAACAGCAACAUCCGCGUCUUUGUCCGCUGGCAGGACCACGUCGUCUUUGCCGGAGAGGAAGUCAAGUGUACAAUCACCUUCAAGAACGUCGCACGACCUCCCGGGCCCCCGCCCACUACGCCCACCAAGAACCCCCAUCCCUCUCCGAGACAUCUAGGCGCCGCUGCCGAGCAACGAUUGCGCCAGCCAUCCCCCCUUGGGCCCGGUCACCCCGUUCAGUCAGCUGCUACACAAGGAGGGAAUGGUCGUGUCAAGGGCCAUGCUGCUGACGGCCUGGCGCCGCCGCCCUCGGUGCGUGGACGCGGUCACGGUCAUCGGUCAACCCUUUCCUUGACAGCUCCAUCCGCUGCUGCCACUUCCCGCGCCCGAGACAGCUCCAUACCCUGGUCGCCCAUCCAGAAUCCCGGGUCCAGCAGCUCCCGGGGUGGUCCUCCCUCGAGCUCCUCCGCCGCACGCAGCAAUGGCCACGGACAUAAGAGGUCGGUGUCCAUCGUGUCACUGGGCUCUACCAAGGGCAUGGACGAGGUUCCGGAGCUCAAUUCGUCUCCCGUCAAGGCCCAGCGACCAGCGAGGGGUCAUGCCCGAGCUUCAAGCUUACAGAUAAUCCCCCGUGUUCCUUUCUUCGGCGGGCCCAAGUCUGGUAAGCCCGCAUCUUUUUUGCGUGAGGCCAACACCAUGGAACAGACGCCUGACCACUCGCCUCGUCCCCAUACAGCUACACAUCCAAAAGUACAGACCUCUCAACAACAGCCAUCCCCCCUUUUUCAUGCCUCCUAUCCUCCCAACCGGAACGCUCUACACAGCCCGACCGAAGGCCCUCUGACUCCUUCCGAACGAACACGAAGCAUCUUCCCAUGGGCAACGUCCCCUUCCCCCAAGGCUUCUCCCAGAGCAGAUCAGAACUCCGAGUUCAGGUUUCCCUUUACCAAGUCAUCCUCUUCGCCCGAUGUCGUCCACGGAGGCAGUUCGGCGGGGCCGGUACAUGAAGACAACAUUAUGAGCCCGACAUACUCACUCGCUGGCGAAUCUGUCAGGUCUCUACCCAUGCGGUCAAGAGACCAGAUCCCCACUAUCAACGAACAUGGUGCGAUACCAUCGGCACGUGUUCUUUCAACAACAAGCAUUGGCGGGACACCUAGGAGUAGUGGCGAGUUUUACUCAAUGAGCAACCACUCUUCCGAGACACUAGCAUCAGAGUAUGUCCAACCACAACCGCUGAGAAUGGUUGGUGGGCGGUCCGGUCAUAGCAGGCGGCCGUCCAGCUUCUCGCCGAAUACGGCAAAGAUGCCGGAAUCGUUGAUGAUGGGUUAUGCGCAAAUCCAGGGGUCAUUUACCCUCGAUGGCUCUUUGGUGAAUCUCGGACCAUUUGAGCAAGUAAAGCGGAAAGCUGUGGUGGGUGGCCAUGGUGGCGGCGUGAUUGGUGUGGAAACUACGAAGCGCGACAGCGGAUUACUCAGGGGCUUCGGUUGGGGCAGUAUCACGAGUUCCAUUGGCGAGCUUCUAGGCGGAGGAGAACUCAGCACCAUCAAAGAGAUGCGCGGGAUUGCCAGCUCCAAAUCGAUCCCCCUAUUAUCAACACCCCAGUCGAUUCUCUUUGUCGACCUGCAGCUAGCACCCGGGGAGAGCAAGACGUUCGAAUAUUCGUUCAGGCUACCAAAGGGGCUACCACCAACGCAUCGCGGCAAAGCGAUGAAGAUAUCAUAUAGCCUCGUCAUUGGCACGCAAAGGCCAGGAGGCGCAAAAGACAAGCAUGUCAAGUCCGUGGACGUUCCGUUCCGCGUGCUUGGAAGCGUCAACAACCACGGCGAGAUUCUAGGUCACGACCUGAUGGCGCCCUAUAUCAUCCUGCGAGACCAGGCGCGGGUUCAGACCGUCGAUAAUACGAACACAGCAUCUACCACUACCUUAAAUAAUCAUAAUCACCAGCAACAACCACAGCAGACACGACAGAAACUAUUGGGAGAUAAGCCUGCUUCCAAUGAAGAUUCUUUCCUCUCCUACGUUGACGAGCUUCUCUCCUCGCGCUCUCUUCAACUCCAGAACGGUGCUCGCGCUCCUGGUCUUCUCAGCCCAACAGCCAGCGCCCCUCCCUCCCGGCGACCCUCCAACUACUCUCUCAACUCCACCACCUCCUCACACUUCAAUCCCUUCGGCCCACAAACCCAUAUGCCCAUACUUACCGCAAAGGAAGCCAUCGACCUCGCCAUCCUCCGCUCCAACUUCGCCUCCCACGACUCCAACCAAUCCACCAACCGCUUCGAAAUCGCCCGUAACGGCCGCCGCGUCGCCGUCGUCAUGCUUGCCCGCCCCGCCUACCGAUUAGGCGAGCAACUCACCAUGGCCAUUGACUUUGAAGGCGCCGAGAUCCCCUGCUACGCUGUGCACGUUGCUUUGGAAACAGCCGAGCGGGUAGAUUCCAGCCUGGCGCUGCGCAGCGAGGCAAGCGUGCACCGCGUGACGAGAAAGGUGCUGGUGAGCAGCAGCGAGGCGACCAUGUUUGCCAAGAGGAUAGUCUUUACACCAACGAUUCCCGUCACGGCAACGCCAGAGUUCAUGACGAGCGGAGUUAGUCUGGAGUGGAAGGUCAGAGUAGAGUUUGUGGUACCCAGCGCGGAGGCAUUAGAGCGGAUGGGACAAUCCCAGGUGCUGGGACAGGCUUCGCAGGGGCAGGGGCGGGGGCAGGGGCAAGGGAUGGGCAUGGGGUUGGGGAUAACUAACAAUGGUGAGGAAGAGUACGAGAUUGUUAGUGAUGAGGAGGCGGACAGGAACGGUGUUAUCGAAGAGGUGGAUGAAGAAGAGGAAUCAGAAGAAGGGAAAGACGACAAUGAAGGAGAAGAAGAAGAAGAAGAAGAAGAAAGGGAAACGAGGCUAGUCAAAACAAAUGGUAACGCUACCGCCGAAAGAAGGGGGAAAGAGCAGAAGAGUAAGAGCAGAAGCAGACCGCCUAUGUUGCGGAAGAACCAGACACUGUCUGAACGCGAACGCGAAAGGGAGAGGAAUACUAUGCUGCAGCAACAGCAACAGCAGCAACAACCGCAUCCCUUGCUGGAGGAAAUAUCGAGGGAUGAUAGAGGCGGUUUGGUCCUGGUUGCCGCGGAGAAUCUCAUCUGCGAGAGCUUCGAGGUUGCGGUGCCGUUGAGGAUUUACGGCGCUGUUGGCACGGGGCUGGAGAAGUUGGAGAGGGACGAGGCUACGGACGAGGGGUUACCUGUGUGA
Sordaria macrospora k-hell is the source of this 3240-nucleotide messenger RNA. The record is from RefSeq and is a predicted model, not a curated record. Lineage: Eukaryota; Fungi; Ascomycota; Sordariomycetes; Sordariales; Sordariaceae.